Messenger RNA from Penaeus chinensis, 2310 nucleotides. RefSeq names its product transmembrane protein 42-like. Bases 141 to 605 code for a protein of 154 amino acids. The record is from RefSeq and is a predicted model, not a curated record. The transcript has 4 exons. Lineage: Eukaryota; Metazoa; Arthropoda; Malacostraca; Decapoda; Penaeidae.
AGGAACGUGAUAUACAAAGUUCGAGUGUGAAUAAAAGUGGCACCACAACAAACCUUAAAUGCUCUUUUGUGGCUGUCAAGAGGGACUUGCAGGACUCGAGGAACAUUUUUCAUGUGUGUAACAGAUGUUAAUGUGAAGAGAUGCGUGGACAACUGUAUGCAGUAGUGUCUGGGCUCUUUGCAGCCCUUGCAAGUUUAUGUGGAAAAUAUGCAAUGGCCAGUUCUGAGGCUCAAGACCUAUGUGAAGCUACACUUAUGGCUUUUAACUAUGAAGAGGAUGUUACACAAAAAAUUGAUUUCCUCUGUGAUCAGUAUGCAAUUGUGUUGCGUGUCCUGUUCUUUGGCCUCAUGGUAGGGGUGAAUUGCAUUAUGUGGACAACAUUUACAAAAGCUCUUCGCUUUUCAUCAACUUCCUUAGAGGCCACUAUUACUAACACUGCUGCAAACUUCUUCUUUACGGCUAUUCUUGGACAGGUCUUGUUUGGAGAAGUUGUCAGAAGUUUAUGGUGGAUGGGUACAGUUCUCAUCAUUAGCGGACUCCUCCUUAUGCAUCAUGCAAGCAAUAUUCCACCCCGGAAGCCAGGAACAAGACCUAAGACACAUUAGGUUUUUAUGUUUGUCAUUUAUAAGUGUAAUGUAAAAAAAAAGAAAAUAGCUAACUUGAAGUAAUGCUUGCAGUGAUUGGUUUAUUGGCCAUUUUGGAGGCAGAUUGCAUAAUGCAUUCUGCUUUGCCUUAACUGCAUUAUAACCAUAUGAUUUUAUUGUCAUUCACAGUCUUCUUAGGUGGCUAUAAAUAUCAUAAAUGUUCAUAUUAUCAUGCUAUUAAGAGUGUAGUAAGUAUUGGUGUAGAGUAUGCAUUAUAUUAUUAAAAAUGAUUAAAAGACUGUAGUAACUUUCCAGUACUAAUGGUAAUAUUAGUAUCAAGUUUACUAUUUUACAACAAAAAAUGCAUUUGAUGGGAUUAAGUUUUAAAACAAAGCAAAUGCUUAGAAGAAAUCAACAAUUGGCAUUAUCUACAGGCAUUUGCAUGUAAAACAUGGGGGACUGUUACAGAUUUUCUGGUUAUAUACCAGUACAUUUAAGUGUACUAUAAGUAUACUAAAUGUUCACUUUACCAGUUGAAUUGAUGAUACCAAAUUGAUUUUAUAAUAUUUCUUUUAGUUUCACUUUCAUUUUAUUUGAUUUGUUCACAUCAGUACAUUCCUGCUUUAUCAUUCCAUGAUUUUAUUCUUUGACAAUCAUAGUGUGCAUUCAAAUUUAUGCAAGAAUUAAAAUGUAUGAUGCUGUGUCUGACUCUUUGCAGUAAUGUUUUUCAUUGGGUAUGGUAGCAUUGUAUUUAUACAAUUAUUUUUUUCAUGCACAUUUGCAAUAUCACUAGAAAAUUAUGCACAACACAUAAUACACACACUCACUCACUCACACUCACUCUAUAUGCAAAUGCACAUAUACACACAAAACACAGUUGUAUGCAGAAUAGUUUAGUAAAGAAGUUAAAACAAGUGGGGUGCAAGAAAACUUUAAACCAGAGUCUGUCAAAUUAAUGGUCUCUUCUGACAAGUAGUGCUCAGAAUAUAGUAAAAUAUUUUACAAGUGGAAAGACACAUUAAAGUUAUGCAUGUCUGGAUAUUUCUUUUUGCAACAUAUGGCAUACUUGUUUUAUUUUAUUAUUUUUUUUAUUUCUUCAUUUAAACAGUUCUUGGUUCUAUAGUUUCAUUUUGUUAUCAAUAUAUAGCAGUUUUUAUACAAUCCAGUCCAGUUUCCACACUCUCCAAGAUCACUCAUGCUUUAGAGUUGUCAUAUUUGCUUCAAAGCUUAUUAAAAGAUAGAAACUUGGCAAUAUUAAUGAUUUGCAUAUAUGUUGGACAAACUUAGUUUAUAGAUUACAUAAGUAAUUUAUUUUUGUUUUUUGUUUACUGGUUACACAUUGUACUUUCAAGUACUGUUCAUUGAGAGGAUAAUGCAUUUACAAUGUACUAGCUUAUAUAAGCAAAGGAUACAUAACUACGUGAAAGUCUAUAUGUGGCUUGCAGUAUUAGAAAAUAUGAAAAACCAAGCAUUACUUGCAUGAUAUAUCAAGCAUUAACCUGAAGUUGCUGGGGAUGGCAUGUGCAUAGAUGCCAUGCCCACUGUGAGUUUAAUUUAUUAAUUGUUUUUAUACAUAGAUGGCUCAACAAGUACUAAGUCACCAAUGAGCCAAUUUCAAGUACUACCUAUCUACCGGUCUACCUGUUUCCUUGAUUUUAAAAAAAAUAUUUUCUUGUAUCUAAUUUUGCUGUAAGUAAUGUCAAUAACACUAUAAUAAUUACGUUGA